Spodoptera littoralis (African cotton leafworm) is the source of this 3449-nucleotide messenger RNA. The record is from the annotation of a GenBank genome assembly. Lineage: Eukaryota; Metazoa; Arthropoda; Insecta; Lepidoptera; Noctuidae.
UUCUACGAAUACAAAUCAACAGGUAAUUUAUUACAACGCAUCUCUACUUUAUUCCAUUUAAAAUCAUUUUGCCUGCCGUGCGAUGUUAAAAAAAACAUGAAAUAUUCAAGAACAUAUAUGUAAUAUAAUUGAAAUGCACAAAUACAUGCAAAAUAUUUUAAUUUAAUUUUAAACCCCGGUAAUUUCAAAAAUUGUAUAAAAUAUGUCGUUAGUCGUAACAUUUCUAAACAAUAGCUACUUUUACUAUAGUUUAUAAUUAAGCUUGUAGGUACUUAUUGUUUAUUUUAUCAAUAUGUUAUAGUUUGAUUGCAUAGAGUUAGGAUUGUCGGUAAAAAAGUUACGUAGGUAAAUAUCUCGUACUUACUUUUUUUAGAAAGCAAUAGGUUAUAAAAAUCGCCUUGAAUACUUGCAGUAUUAAAACUAUAAAGAAAAAACAACUUUUGCGUUGAGUUUAAUGUCGUGAAAUAGCGGUACAUUAUGUAUCAAGACACUAAUGAACGCGGGACAUGACAUACGACUAUUUAAAAAUAGAUGAGUAUAAAUAUUUGGGCUACGCUGAACGAUAAAUUGAACGCAUUCGAAUGAAAAUAUGUAUAUUUUAUUAAAUAAAAUCUAACAAACUUACAAAAAAUAACACAUAAUAAACAAUGGAAAGUUGGUUUUAGUUAUCUAGAUUAGUACCUAGUAGCCUUUAAAUUUUACUUUACCUUGUAAUUUCGCCAGUGUGUCGUAAUUAGGUAUGUAAUUAAUUGGAAUGAUAUAAAUUAAGAAAACCUCAAAAACUAUUUUGGAAAAAAUGUUAUUACGUUACCUAUUAAUAAAUAAUAAUUGCAUCUACGCUUUGAAACUACUUGUUACGACUUAGAACAUUCCUACUUUAAUACGCCCUAGAACAAAGAGAGCGGUAAUUAAUAACGAAAAAAGAUCAAUUUAAAUAAUGUUACAAAUAACAAAUAAACUAUGACUAUAUUAUUGCGAUAGCAGCCCCUUUCGCUGCAUCACCCCCUGAAGUAAAUUCUAGUGGCAAGCUGUAAUAGUGCUCAACAGCUCUCUGCAAUACAGCAUUUCUAGAUAAACCAGAACCAUUUCCAACAAUUCGUUUAACAUUGGCGUUUCGCAAUAUUUCUUUAGGCAUCAUGUGAUGUAAAUUUUGUAUAAGGCUAUCACAUAGAGAUUUAAACACGCUACCCAGUUGGAUGUUAGAAAGAUCGAUAUUUUCCACUGAAGCUUUUGCAGUCGGUGCAUGUCUUUCUCCUAACAAAUGUGGAAUUAUUUGCAUAUUCGAUGUUUUAGCUUCCAAACCCAAAGCAAUUAGUUUUUCCCAUACCUUAGACUGAGGAGUAGGAAAACCUAGCUCAAGCAUCCAUUGUUGAAGCAUUUUCACGAAAGUAGCUAAAACAUUGCCUCCAUUUAGAGAUGCAGCUACAACUAAGUGCGUGUUAUUAAAAUAAGGCAAGUGCUCGACUGUUUUACAGCCUAAAUCUGAUACGUUAUCUACCACGAAUGCUAACUGAGCAGACGUUGAUAUGUUUAGUACUGCAUCAUCUCUGGUUUCAAGAGUUGCAAUAAUAGAGCACUGUAAGUCACCCAUAGCAACACUUACAGGUGUUCCCUCGGGAAUGCCAUUCCAAGCGGCAUUCAAUUUUCCUGCAAUUUCCCCACUUCUACUGAUUUUAGGUAGAAGCCCCACUGGAAAUUCGACUGAUUUUAGAAUAUCAAUGUUCCAUUCGUUCUUUUCAGUGUUAAAAUAUCCCCAACUGGCAGCAUUUUGAUCAGACAUUACUGGUACGUCUAAAUCGCAAAGCAUAGUAACCACAAAAUCUUGAACUGUUCCAGAAUAUUGAAAGUUUUUCAGCUUUUCAGGCUUGUGUUUAAGCAUCCAUAAGAGAGUUGCACAUCCGUAUCCGGAGUAGCAAUUUAGACGGGAAUCAGGUUUAGGCAAUGAUUCCAAAAAUUCAGGUUUACACCUUGUAUCCUGCCAAGUAUACAGUGCUGACAUGUUUUCUCUGGUUGCUUCAAACCGCAUCACAACUCCAUCUUUUUCGACUUUUUCCCAGGCGCCUUUCUUCCAUAACAAGACUCCAUGCAUUUGUCCGCACACUCCAAUUUUUGUGACACUUCGCAGUACAUCUCUCGGAAGACGGGAGAUGCAGUAAUGAAUAGCUGAUACUAUUUUUGGCACAUCUUGUUUGUUACCUUCUAUACCCUGAUCGCUCGGUAUGUUUGCCGCUGUAUCCUUAUUUUGUUUAGCAACAAUUUCUUUUGUUUUUGGGUCGUAGACACAAACUUUUACUGAAGUCGUUCCAAUAUCCAUCCCCAAUAUAAAACUCUUGUCAGCCAUUUUGCACUUAAACGAAAUAAAAAGUUGGAAGUUAAAAAUCACACACUCGAUAAACAGUGAGACGACGCGACUCGUUCGGCAAUUUGUUUCUAUUGCUCAAACACGGCAGCCCGCAUGAAAAGUGGGUGGCGGGUGGUCUCGUCUGGUGGCAAUGCGCCCGCAUUGACCUCGUGUAGUCGCGUUGGUUAUUACGUAAAAGUAGGUUUGUAUUCCUUAUCUCUUUGAGUGCUCGAUGUGUUUAUCAAACACUUCAGCGAUUCACUAACUUACGGCUAAUAAAUAACUCCAGUUGAUAUUACUUUUACGAUAACAGGAAAAUGGGUAAAAGGAGCAAGUCGUCUAACGUCGCUGCUGAGGACGUAGUUGUAAGCAGUAAAAAAAUGAAGAAUAAAAGAAUUAAGUUCGAAUCAGCCGACGUAGGUGAACCUAUACCUGACGAAUCUAAUGCGGAUCUUGAUAUUAAACAAGUUAAACGAAUCAAGAAAAAUAAAACGCACAAUAAUAAAGGCGAUGAGGAAAAGAAAAAUAAAAAAAUAAUAUUUACAGAGGACGAUGACGAACCGGUUGAAGUUAAUGUACCUACAACGGCAAAUCAACAGAAACGUACUAAAGAAAUUGUUCCUCAAGAGAACGAAGAAGAUAUUAAAGACGAAGACAUUGAUAAGUUCUGUGAUGAGUUAAAUGAAGAGGAUAACGAACAGUUUGAAAGUUGGGUUAAAUUAAUAGAAGCUAAACUUCAUUCAAAUAAAAAGAAACCUAAAUGAUAACAUGAUUUUUUACUUUGAAAGAUAACCAUUGAAAUAAUUAUUAGUUAUAAUAAUAGAAGGCGCAUUUAGAAGUUACAACAAUUUUAAAGACGUUAAAUAUUACAACACUGGUCUUAAUGUGAAAAAGUCUUGAGUUACGUUGCCAUCUGGCUUGUAGCAAACAGAUGUCUAUUUUUCCAACGUGAAUAAAUUUGACAAAAUCUGAAAUACAAAGUUACGCCAAUCGGUAUGUAUCAUUCGAGUUCUCUUCCAAUACUAUGGCCUUCAUAAUAUAAACUGAAUGAAAUUAGGAAGCGACCUAUUAAAGUUCCCCUCGCUCUGAAGAAGUCUUACGAUUCAAG